This is a messenger RNA of Rhodamnia argentea, 894 nucleotides long. RefSeq lists its product as uncharacterized. The record is from RefSeq and is a predicted model, not a curated record. The transcript has a single exon. NCBI's taxonomy places the organism in Eukaryota, Viridiplantae, Streptophyta, Magnoliopsida, Myrtales, Myrtaceae. Bases 1 to 894 code for a protein of 297 amino acids.
AUGGGUUGCUGUUUCAGCUCCGCCGCGCGCCACCCACAUGCCCGAAACCCCUCAAGACCCGACCUUUCUAAGCCGAACCAUCCGGCGGGGCCAUGUAGCAACACGUACGCGACACAGGCCGCUGCCACGCUCGAAGCAGAAGAAGAAGAGGAGGCCGUCAAGGAAGUUCUCUCCGAAACGCCUCUGCCGAAACCUCACCCUCCACCUCAAACAACAACCAGCGGCAAUGCAGAAUCCGAGGCUCGAUUCUUGCCUAAGCUUGGAGAAUGUGCACUGGAAGCCCAAACUCCGACCGGAAACAAAGAAGAGGUUGUCGCCGAAGCUGUUUCGGAGUGUUCGGAGCUAUGCAGCGUCGGCGAGAGCUUCUCCACCGCCAGCGCCACUACGACGACCACUGCUACUACCGUCGCUGAGAAGGAGGCCGAAGUGACGAGCAGAGAUAAAGGAGAAGUCACGCAGAGAGUGAUCAAGAGAUCUCCGAUGAAGGCGCAGAGGAACCGUCCCUACAACGGGGAACAGGCGGCGAGGCGAGCGGCCAGAUCUCCGGCGAAGAAGCCGGUGGUGCCGAGGACGACGGCGGCGGCGACGCAGCAACGGAGCCGCAUGGGGACUACAACUGCCGCAUUGCGGCGAGACCAGAGCGAUGGCCUCGGCAGGCGGUCGAGGUCGCCGGCGGCCAGGAACGGCGGUGGCGGGAGGAGGAGCGUGGUAGGGGGUAGUCCGUCGAAUAAGACCGGGAAUGCCGGCGGCAGGUCGGCGGCCACGUCGGCCGGAGACGUGGAUAAGAAGGAAGCGGAUGCGGGUGGGGAGAGAGGAGACGAGGGCGAUUCGAGGCAGGGGAAUGAGUCCGUUGAUAACCCUCUCGUCUCGUUGGAGUGCUUCAUCUUUCUGUGA